UUACGGAAAUAGUCAAUCUACGAUCAAGUUAACGAUGACCUCUAACUCGAAGGAUGGUAUAACCAUACGAAUUAUGACCCAAGAGGACUAUAAAAAUGUGAAAGCUUUUAUGAAGGACGACUUUUUCACAUCCGAGCCCUUGUGCCAAGCCAGUGGCGAAACCACCGUUCACCAACAAAAUGAGAAGGAAAACGACAUAUAUCACCUCUCGAUGAUCGCUCAGGGCACCUGUUUGGUGGCUCUGGACGAGAACAACGGUGGAAGACUAGUGGGAUUUGUCCUGGCCGGAGCCCAAUAUCCCGAGGACAUCGAAAAGCAUCGCAUUGAAGCGGAUGCCAUGGAGAAGAACGUGUGGGGACGCAUUUUCGUGAUGCUCUCAAAAAUUGAACGCGAGGCCAAUCUCUUCCAGCGCUUUGGCAUUUCGAAAGUGCUCUACUCCCACAUUACCAGUGUGGAUACUUCGAUGAGGGGCAAAGGACUUGGGUCCCGACUCGCCGCUACUUUGAUGGAUGUGGGCAGAUCUAAGGGAUUCCCCGCAAUGGUGGCAUACUGUACUAGCUUUUUCUCCGCCCGCCAGAAGGAGGCCCUGGGGAUGCAGUGCAUCCAUUCCCUUACCUACGCCGACUACAAGGACGAUCAAGGUCGUCCGAUCUUCACCCCCGCUGCACCAAACACAAUGGCACGAGUUAUGGCUAUUAAACUGUGAAAUGUCAAUACAAAAUAGUUGGUACAAAAUAUAUUGAUUUAGUUUAUCUUCCCUAUA
Molecule: messenger RNA, 763 nt
Organism: Drosophila rhopaloa
Lineage: Eukaryota; Metazoa; Arthropoda; Insecta; Diptera; Drosophilidae
Gene: AANATL3
Product: arylalkylamine N-acetyltransferase-like 2
Exons: 1
Coding region: 35-706 (223 amino acids)
Molecular function (GO): N-acetyltransferase activity
Source: RefSeq, a predicted model, not a curated record